AGAUUUUGGAACGUUUACCCCUGAGCCCAAGCGGAGGCAGUGGCUGUGGGUUGGCCUUAGCCUCUGUGUCGGGGCUGCGUUUUUCAAUGGAAUCGUGGAAGUGAGCGAGGUCGCAGCGUUCCGGCAGUCGAGCUUUUUUGCGGCCCCUUUCUGGCUGAGUCGCGUCGGCAGAUAGAGAGCCUAAGAUGGGCACUCCAGCCUCCGUGGUGAGUGAGCCACCCCCUGGGCAGGCACCUGCAGGAGUCCGGGGACGAAAGCAAGCCUCUGCCAACAUCUUCCAGGAUGCCGAGCUGCUACAAAUUCAAGGCUUAUUUCAGCGCAGUGGUGACAGGCAGGCUGAGGAACGAGCGCAGAUCAUCUGGGAGUGUGCUGGGGACCACAGGGUGGCUGAAGCUUUGAGGCAGCUGCGCAGGAAGAAAAGACGGCCGCUGGGCCACUCCCUGCAGCACUGCAGUCGACGUAGAGUACCAGAGGACUGCUCUCCGCCUGCCGAUCCUUCAAGCAGUUCCGUAGAGCUGACCACCAAUGGGCAGCAGCUAAACCCAAGAACAAGUGCCAGGAACCGGCGGAGCUGGAGAAAGACAAGCCCCACGAGCUAUCUCCACCAGAUUAGACACUGACCUGUUGGGGGCAGCUGGGGUUACCCUCCCCAGGAAUCCAGAUGUCCCCUGAAGGGAUCCCUUGGAAGGGAUGUGGGGAGGCAGAGAGAGAAGCGAGGCCUCAAUCGGCCAGCCCAGCCAAAGGGACAGUCACUGCCUACCUACUCCGUUAAGAAAUAGGUGGGGGGCUUCUGUUGAUCUCUUCACUGUCUUCAGAACUUGUUCUUCCCUGGAAUGAGUGAGAACAUGAACAGCCCCUGCUAUUAUACACCGCACACCCCCCCCCCCCCCGCCCCCGCUCCUUCCAAACUAACACUAUAGUGAGACUAAACUACAUUCCUCAAGAUUUCUGAUGGACCCAGGCUCAGGCCCAGGUUAUUUAUUACUAAGUCUUUAACCAGUAGUCUAACAGGCCCAUCCCAGGGAUGUCAAUAAUAAUUCAUAGCACUUUAAGGUUUACAAAGCACUUUACUCACAACAACCCUUUGAGGUAGGUAGUGCAAGCAUUAUUUUCCCCACUUUAUAGAUGAGGAAACAGUCAGCAAGGUUAAUAAACUUGCCCAUGGUCACACAGCUAGUAAGUGUCAGAGGUGGGAUUCAAACCCAGACCUCAACUCUGGGUUCAGCACUCUUUCCACUACACCAAGCUGCCUCUUUCUUUGCCUGCCUGCCAAAAAGACAAAGGCAAAGAGAAAACUGGCUAGAGUCCCCUUGGGUGGAUGAAAAUAUUUAAUAAUAAAAAUUUCUCAUAAA
Molecule: messenger RNA, 1352 nt
Organism: Trichosurus vulpecula (common brushtail)
Lineage: Eukaryota; Metazoa; Chordata; Mammalia; Diprotodontia; Phalangeridae
Gene: AVPI1
Product: arginine vasopressin induced 1
Exons: 3
Coding region: 186-620 (144 amino acids)
Source: RefSeq, a predicted model, not a curated record